UUUUUAAAAGCAGAACCCACCAUCUCUCUCAUUCUCACAAUUAAAAACGCUGCUCAACUCUCUCUCUCAAAAUCACGCUGCUCACAUCUCUCUUUCUCUCGCUCGAUUCCGGCGUCCUUCUUCCCGGCGAGUCAUCGCUGGAAACCAUCUCUCUUUCUCGCUCAAUCCAGCCAUCUCCUCCCUCGAACUUCCGCCGCCGCGGCUCUUCUCUUCAACGGCGAGGAGCGUCGCUUUCUGUUGCUCCGGCGACUCACAGCGAGGUCGCCGCGUGGAGCUGCUGCUGUUGACUACUGCUGUUCAGCUCUGGGCCGCGACCAGCGGCGCUUGGCCUUCGGCCGCGCCGCCCCGCUCAGCCGCCUGGAACUGCUGCUGCUCGCCCGGAGUCACGGCUGUUGCUGCUGUUCACCGAGUUCCGACAGCCACCACCAUCGUCGGCUGCCGCUGCCUCGCCCAAGGCCGACUUCUGCUGCCAAGCACCGAACGCCGCUGCUGUAGGGAGGCCGUCGCCGCUCACUACUCUCACGCACACGUUUGUGCCGACAUGACGGAGGCAAGGGUCGAGCCAUGAUCUCUCGGCUCUAUUGUUGCUGUUCGGUUAAUGGCGAGAGACGGCAGCACACGUUGGCGCCGCCUCGUUCGUUCUCCUCCAUUUCUAGUCAUCUCUCAGCCCGACUGAAUAGGGCCGCGUCCCUCGUUGUUUAAAAGCUAAGUUUUUCAAGUUUCGUUCUCCUCUUAUUCUACGAAUUAUAGGUGUUGUUGUGCUAAGUAAAAGGCUAUGUUUGUUCUAUAAGUUCUGGUGUUCCUUUCUCUAUUCGCUUGUGAAUACAGAGUGCCAUGUAACUAAUUAAUCAUGCUCAUUAUCUACUGCAUUUCUAAUAUAUGAAGCAUGCUCUACUGAGAUAUGAUAUAUGUAUAUGAAGAGAGUGAACUAAGAUAGCGUGAAAUACCUUGAAUGGUUUUGUUGGUUGGUUAUUGUUUGAAUGAACUGAUACUUGAAAAUGCUUUGGCAGAGAAUGAUGAAGAGCAGUGCAGUCUUUCCUCUUUUUGCUAGGAACGUUUGUGGAAUGGGAGUGAGGAGAUUAUGCUUGGUGAUUUCUCGAUGGAAGGAGUAGAUUUGUUGCUGUGAUGAAGAGGGUGAAUAAGGAUGGCUUUAUACUGAACUUAAGGAGAGCUGAUUAGUGUGAAAAGAUGAUGAAUAGUGCGGCUAAAUUGAGGCGUGGUUGAAGAAUUUAAUUGAUGAGAUUUUCUGCUGACAAUUGAGAUUUGUAUGUUGAAUAUUUUCUUUGACUAUGUAGGAGUGAAAUAAAAACUAAGCACGGGUGAGAAUAGAGUGGCUGAGGUGGACUUGAAGUGUUGGAUGGGUGAGAAUAGCAGCACUGUAGGCUACAUACGGGAGUCGUGAUUAGUGAUGUGCUGCAAAGAUGCUUUCGAGAGUGGGGUAUUGAGGAAAAAGUUUAGACAAUCACUGUGGAUAAUGCUUCCAACAAUGAUGUGGCUGUUCGGAUAUUGAAAGAAAAUCUCUUGUUCAGACACACUUUACCUCUUGGUGGUCAAAUAUUUCACGUGAGAUGUUGUGCGCACAUUCUUAAUCUUUUGGUCAAAGAUGGAUUAUCUUCUAUUCAGGAUGUGAUCUCCAAAGUGCGUGAAAGUGUGAAGUAUGUGGCAGCAUCAGAGGCACGCGUGAUCAUGUUCGGUGAAAUUGCAAAGCAGUUGGAAUUAUCUUCGAAGAAGCUUGUCUUGGAUUGUGUAACAAGAUGGAAUGCAACAUAUUUUAUGUUGUCAUGUGCUUUGGAGUUCAAAGCCGUUUUUCCAAGAUAUCAACAAAGGGAUCCUUCAUAUACUACAUUGCCGAGUGAUGAGGAAUGGGAGAAAGUGCGCAUUGUUUGUUCUUUCCUUGAAGAUUUUCAUGAGAUCACUGAACUCAUCUCAGGUUCUGAGUACCCGACAGCCAAUCUUUUCUUGGUCAAACUUGUUCACAUAAAGUCACUAUUGACUUAUGAGAGUUUAGAUAAAGAUUCAGGUACCACAGCUACAUUUAUGGAAAAAAUGCUUGAAAAUAUGAAGUUGAAGUUUGAUAAGUAUUGGGGAUCUUGUAAUUUAUUGAUUUCCAUAGCGGCUGUUUUAGAUCCUAGAAACAAAAUGAAGUAUAUUGAGUGGUGUGCUGACAAUUGCUAUUCUGGCGUGGAAGGGAUUGAACUUAAAGUAACAGUUUUUGAGACAUUGCGAAACUUGUAUGCUGAAUAUGUAGAGGCUUAUAGAGUUAGUACUAGUACUACUAAUAUUGUGAGAAAUGCUAGUGAUGCUCAAACAGGAAGUUCUAGCAAUGUUAGUGGUGUUAGUAGUGUGAAAUCUAGUACAAGUAGAAGCCAAAGCAAAUAUGAAAGCUUUAGGAAAACUGUUACUAGUGUUGAUCAAAUGAAGUCGGACUUUGAUUUGUACUUUGAGGAGGCAGUUGAAGAAUGGAAUGAGCCGACUCAGUUUGAUGCAAUUGGAUGGUGGAAGAUGCAUAGGAUGAAGUAUAAGAUCCUAUCAAAGAUGGCUUGUGAUGUGCUAUCAAUUCCCAUAACCACAGUAGCUUCAGAGUCUGUCUUUAGUGCUGGUGGUAGAGUUAUUGAUCCACAUCGUGCCUCUUUAGGAGUGGAUACUGUGCAAAUGCUACUUUGUGCCGAAGAUUGGCUACGAGCUCGCUACGAGAUCAAGGGAAAAGCCAAGGACAAAGAGAAUACCAAAGAGAUCACUUUCACUUAAGCAUAUCAUCAAUAAAAUGGUAGUGAUGCUUUGCUAGAUUGGAGAGAAUCUACAAAAUCAAUGCUUCUCUUAUAUAGUAGUUUUUGGUGUGUAUGUUUGGACUUUUUAAUGUUCUUCUAGUUACACAAGACAUUUUAAUUGUUUGGAUUGUUGUUUAAAUUAUGUUAUUUUGGCAUGCAUGUACAUUUGUUAGAAUGAUUUUUAUUCGUAUUGAUGCUUGUUUUGGACGA
Messenger RNA from Salvia miltiorrhiza (redroot sage), 2978 nucleotides. RefSeq names its product zinc finger BED domain-containing protein RICESLEEPER 2-like. Lineage: Eukaryota; Viridiplantae; Streptophyta; Magnoliopsida; Lamiales; Lamiaceae. Bases 1687 to 2748 code for a protein of 353 amino acids. The record is from RefSeq and is a predicted model, not a curated record. Gene Ontology annotation, molecular function: protein dimerization activity; DNA binding. The transcript has 4 exons.